CAGUCAACACGCGUUGCUUUUGCUCUUGCCAGACGGUAGACCAGAAUUCAGGUAAAAAACUGUCAGCAGCAAAAUGGCACGUUGUAUGUGGUUAUUAACUUUUGCUAGCAUCAUUGCACUAGGACGAGGCGAUACGAUUUGUUUUGCCGACCUGGCUGACCGAUGCUUCACAAACGAUCCUCCAUAUGACAAUGUUAAUAACUUACCAGAUGAGCCUUCAGAGAUCGACACCACGUUCUGGCUUUAUACUAAGGACAACCCAACAACAGGACAGAAUCUAGUUCGAACAAAAGACGAGACACUUCUCAAUUCAGACUUCAAUGUUAAUAUUAGAACCAAAUUUAUAAUUCACGGCUGGUUGAAUGAUGGUAUUACGCAAGGUUGGAUGUAUGACAUGAAAGACGCACUGUUACAAAACGAUGAUGUUAACGUUAUUAUCACUGACUGGGGCGAGGGUGCUAGAAAGCUUUACGACCAAUCUGUUGCAAACACCAGAGUAGUGGGUGCCGAAGCCGAGCUCUUAGCCAGAUGGAUCAAUUCAAUAUAUCCAGAAUACACUUACCCGGAUAUGCAUUGUAUUGGUCACAGCCUGGGUGGUCACACAUGUGGAUACAUGGGUGAGGGUUUGGAAGAUGAGAUUCCAGCCAAGUUAGGAAAUAUUUCUGGACUCGAUCCGGCGGGACCCAGGUUUGAAAAUGAGCACGAGCUCGUUCGCGUUGACCCAAAAGAUGCCCAGUUUGUUGAGGUUAUGCACACUGAUGGCGAUCCCUUAUACAGCUUGGGUUUAGGUAUAUGGAGAACGUGUGGCCAUGUUGACUUCUACCCAAAUGGUGGCGAAGACCAGCCGGGAUGUCCCCUUGUCGGGGAUGAAAUAUGUGACCAUAUGAGGGCCGUUGACUAUUACUACCACUCAAUAUCCCCAACUUGUGUAUUCAAGGCUUACCCGUGCGAUAUAAGUAUAGAAGAUUGUAAAUUGGAUGCGCCAGACGAAUUCUGCAAUGAGAUGGGUUAUCGGGCACAACCAAAGCCAGAAGGCAUUUUUUUCGUUAUAACUGCUGAUGAUGAACCGAAAAUGACUGAUAUCUGUUCAAUGACACGUAUUAUUUGGUUGAUAUCUUUCGCCAGCGUCAAUGCACUAGGGCAAGGCGAUACGAUUUGUUUUGCAGACCUAGAUAACCGAUGCUUCACAAACGAUCCCCCUUUUGACAAUGUCAAUAAUCUACCAGAUGAGCCCUCCUACAUCGACACCACGUUCUGGCUCUAUACUAAAGAGAACAGGGAAACAGGGCAGGCACUUGAGAGAACAAAGCCAGGGACACUUCACAAUUCAAACUUCAACGUUAAUAUACCAACAAAAUUUAUAAUUCAUGGAUGGUUGAAUGCAGGCAUUACACAGUUUUGGAUGUAUCGCAUGAAGGACGCUUUGCUAGAUUUCGACGAUGUGAAUGUUAUUAUCACUGAUUGGGGAGAAGGUGCUACGAGGUUGUACGACCAGUCAGUUGCAAACACCAGAGUAGUAGGUGUAGAAGCCGAGCUUUUGGCCAGGGCGAUCAAUGCAGAAUUUGGUUAUGGUUAUCCGGAUAUGCAUUGCAUUGGACACAGCCUUGGUGGGCAUACAUGUGGAUACAUGGGCGAAGGUUUGGAAAAUGAGAUACCAACUAAGUUAGGAAGGAUUUCUGGACUUGACCCUGCAGGACCUAGAUUUGAGAACCAACAUACGCUUGUUCGCCUUGAUCCUAAAGAUGCCCAGUUUGUUGAUGUUAUACACACCGAUGGCGACCCUUUAUUAAGCUUGGGUCUAGGUAUAUGGAUGGAGUGUGGAGAUGUCGACUUCUACCCCAAUGGUGGCGAAGAUCAACCAGAUUGUUCUUUCAUUGGAAGUGAAAUAUGUGAUCAUAUAAUGGCAGCCACAUACUACUUGAAUUCAAUAACUCCGACUUGUGUAUUCAAGGCUUAUCCAUGCAUGGUUGAACUGGAAUUAUGUAAUCCAAGCGCUGUACUUGAAGACUGCAAUGAGAUGGGUUAUCGGGCAAAAGCCGAGCCUGAAGGCGUCUUUUAUCUUACAACUGCUGAUGAUGAACCUUAUUGCUUUGAUUAA
Molecule: messenger RNA, 2098 nt
Organism: Saccoglossus kowalevskii
Lineage: Eukaryota; Metazoa; Hemichordata; Enteropneusta; Harrimaniidae
Product: pancreatic lipase-related protein 2-like
Biological process (GO): lipid catabolic process
Molecular function (GO): lipase activity
Source: RefSeq, a predicted model, not a curated record